CAACAGUGAUUAGCUCCUACCCAUCGCACCAGGGCUGGGAGGGGAUUGUGUGUCUCUCACCUGACUUCCUCCUCCACCGCGAGCCGGGGGGGGGGGGGUGACACGAGACACGCGCGCACACAAACCACUCUCACCAACAGCCCCAAAAACAAGGGCAAGCAGAAGGGGGGGGGGGAGAGCGAGCGCCAGACGCACACCCGGCUCCCGCGGCGGCGGCGGCGGCGGCUCCCGCUCUACGCCGGCGCUCAGCCUCCCCCCUCCCCAGCCCCGCUCUGCUGCUGCUGCUGCUGCUGCUGCCGCCGCGCACCCGGGGAAAGCAGCAGCUGCCGCGGCGGCGGCGGCGGCUCGGCUCCGGCACAGGCGCGCAGCAGCGUCCGCCAGGGGGAGAGAGGCGGCGAGACACGGCGCACGGGUGCAGCCGAGCCACCCCCGGCCGAGGCUCGCCCGCUGAAGCCGGCGCCCGGCGUCCUUCCCCGCCCAAGGGCUCCGCCACAGAGAGGGAGCCGGGCACACGCUGGCCCCGCGUUGGUACCUUGCUGCCCUGCCGUCCGCCCGGGCUCCUCCUGCGCAGCCUGCUUCCCCCCCCCCCCUCCGCCUCCUCCGCGUCUCCUUCCUCCAGGCGCCCGCUCCCGAUGGGUGAACAGACAACUUGAACUUCAGCGCGAUUAACUUCGCCGCCGCCGCCGCCGCCUGGGAAGCUGAAGGUGUCGCCCGCUGCGCUCUCGUGAGACGCGUCGGAUGGUCCGGGGCUGCCGGGGAAGGGCUCCGGGCAGCAGCAGGGAGGCUGCGUCCCUCCUAGGCUCGGGCUGCAAAAAGCCGGCUGGCCUCGGUGGUGGUGGUGGUAUUAAAAUGAGGAGGAGGAAGAAGAAGCCGCCGCCGCCGCGGCGGCAGCAGCAGAAAGCGCUGGAGGAGAGGAGGCUCUGAGCAGGGGACGGCGGCGGCAGCAGCAGGAGGAGGAGGAGGAGGAGUGAUGAGUCAACUAAUAAUUUAAUGGGGACAGAAACACGGGGGGGGGGAGGAAAGCAAAGCGAAGCAGCUUCGUCCGGGGACAGACACACACACACACACACACACACACGUAACAUCCAGCCACAGCCACCAAACCGGCCUAAAUAAAUAGCCAGCCAGCCGGCCCGGGGGAAACAAGCAUCAAAGCCAGGAUUUUUUGAUUUUUUUUUUUUCUUUGCAACCUUUGUUUUUCCAAUUUUUCCUUUGCCAUUUGCAGUAACUCUCCGUGGAGUUGUCUGGGUUUUUUUUUUUUUUUAAUCACUCUUUUUUGUUCAUUUUUAUUUUGAAGUAAUCACACACACACACCCGUUGGUGGACUCGGUGGGAGUGAAAUCUCUCUACUUUUGGUGGUGGUGGUGCUGUCUUGUUGUGUGUGCGUGUCCUUCCUCCUCCUCCUCUUUCUCUCACAACAGCCCCGGGUAAAUGAGAAGAGACAGGUCCUCUCUCUCUAUUUUGUUGUGCGUUUUCUUUUAACGGACCGGGAAGGCGAAAUUAAAAGUGGCAUUUUAGUGCCUUUUCCUGCUGUUUUCUCGACACUCCCCCCUACCCCCACUACAAAUUCAUACAGAAAGUUUGGGGGCUGUUAGUGGUUUGGGGGGAGAGGAGCAGAUUGAUUUUUGUGUGCGCACGGUUCUUCUGUAUGCUUGUUGGAGAAUAAUAGUUGACAGCCUAGAAGUAGACUUCCUGCUCUGCACCCUGGAUAGAAAAGCUUCCUCUCUUUCCACCCCCCCCCCACUUGCUCUUGUCCGCAUUGAUAUUAUUUUUGAAAGAAUAGCUAGACUCAAGUCACCCCCUCCAUUUAAAUCUACUACUUUCGUUUUUCAAAUUUAUUUUUAGCAUUACACUUACCUGUUCAAUUUUGAGCUUAACUUCCUUCUUCCCUUUCCAAACCUUGAAAACUGCUUUCCUAAAAGAUAUUUAAUAUUUUUGUCCGUUGCCGGUUUUGCUAAUGGCUACUCUGUUUCUCGCCAUUUAUUUUUGCCCCUCCCCUGCAUAGAGGAAAAUAACAAAACAAAACCAAAAAAAAAAAAAAAGGAAAAUAAUAGAAUUUCAGGGGAAGUAGCCUUCAGGGCUGCUGGCUUUUGGAGGGGAGGGGAGUGUAGGUGGUUUUUGUUUUGUUUUGUUUGGGGGGGGGGUUGGUGUGUUUUGUUUUGUUUUAAGGACCCAGGCAACAUCAGUCUUGAACUUCUUCCUCUUCAAAAGCUCGGGCUGGAAAGGAAACCUUCUUUUGUUUUUGUUGUUUAUAUGCUGUCAAGUUUUGAAGUGGUGAUCUUUAGAGGCGGGACUGAGUAUGGAUCAUUUGAACGAGGCAACUCAGGGGAAAGAACAUUCAGAAAUGUCUAACAAUGUAAGCGAUCCGAAGGGUCCACCAGCCAAAAUUGCGCGCUUGGAACAGAAUGGGAGCCCAUUAGGAAGAGGAAGACUUGGAAGUACAGGAACUAAAAUGCAAGGAGUACCUUUAAAACACUCUGGACACCUGAUGAAAACAAAUAUUAGAAAAGGAACUAUGCUUCCAGUUUUUUGUGUAGUGGAACAUUAUGAAAAUUCCAUUGAGUAUGACUGUAAGGAGGAGCAUGCAGAAUUUGUGUUGGUAAGGAAGGACAUGCUAUUCAACCAACUGAUUGAAAUGGCAUUGCUAUCACUUGGAUAUUCUCAUAGCUCUGCUGCCCAAGCAAAAGGGCUAAUCCAGGUUGGGAAGUGGAAUCCAGUUCCACUCUCCUAUGUGACAGAUGCCCCUGAUGCUACAGUAGCAGACAUGCUGCAAGAUGUGUAUCAUGUGGUCACACUGAAAAUCCAGUUACACAGUUGUCCUAAACUAGAAGACUUGCCUCCUGAACAGUGGUCUCACACAACAGUAAGAAAUGCUCUCAAGGACUUACUGAAGGAUAUGAACCAGAGUUCAUUGGCCAAGGAAUGUCCCCUUUCACAGGAGCUUAAAGUAAUUUCUGAGAUCUCAGUCUGCACUCAGUCUAUGUUGUUUGAGAUUUCUACCACUAUUAUUUUAUUGAUCCGAGCAGCUUCCUUACUGUCCUCCACUGUUGAAAGUGUGAAAGCUGUGGCCAGAUCAUGGAGUAUGAUUUCUUCCAUUGUGAACAGCACUUACUAUGCAAAUGUCUCAGCAGCAAAAUGUCAGGAAUUUGGAAGGUGGUAUAAACAUUUCAAGAAGGCAAAAGAUAUGAUGGUUGAAAUGGAUAGUCUUUCUGAACUAUCCCAACAAGGUGCCAACCAUGUCAACUUCGGUCAGCAACCAGUCCCAGGGAACACAGCUGAACAGCCUCCAUCCCCUGUUCAGCUUUCUCAUAGCAGUCAGCCAUCUGUUCGGACCCCACUCCCAAACCUGCACCCUGGACUUGUAUCAACUCCUAUUAGCCCUCAGUUGGUAAAUCAGCAGCUGGUAAUGGCCCAGUUGCUGAACCAGCAGUAUGCAGUGAACAGACUUCUAGCCCAGCAGUCCUUAAACCAACAGUACUUGAACCACCCUCCUCCCGUCAGUAGAUCCAUGAACAAGCCGUUGGAGCAGCAGGUGUCAACCAACACAGAGGUGUCUUCCGAAAUCUACCAGUGGGUGCGUGAUGAAUUGAAACGAGCAGGAAUUUCACAGGCAGUAUUUGCACGUGUGGCUUUUAACAGAACUCAGAUUGAACUGAUGCUUCAGUGCAGUCUUUGUCUACCUGGCAAGAGAACUACACAGUCUAGUGCUGCUGUACUAUGUGGAUUUCAUUUAUUCUUAACUUCUUGCAAUUGUCUGACUGUGAAAGAUUUCAUGGGCUUGCUCUCAGAAAUCCUCCGAAAGGAAGAGGACCCCAAGACCGCCUCACAGUCUUUACUGGUAAACCUUCGGGCUAUGCAGAACUUCUUGCAGCUGCCAGAAGCCGAACGAGAUCGAAUUUACCAGGACGAAAGGGAAAGGAGCUUGAAUGCAGCCUCUGCUAUGGGCCCAGCACCUCUAAUAAGCACACCGCCUAGCCGUCCUCCACAGGUAAAAACAGCUACUGUUGCAACGGAGAGGAAUGGAAAACCAGAAAAUAAUACCAUGAACAUUAAUGCUUCCAUAUAUGAUGAGAUUCAGCAGGAAAUGAAGAGAGCUAAAGUGUCUCAAGCAUUAUUUGCAAAGGUUGCAGCAACCAAAAGCCAGAUUUACCAAACAAAGAAGUUUAGUUGCUCUUUACUGAAUUCCUUUCCUUCUAGACUGGUUAUGUUUGGCACAGUCAAAAAUAAGGGGUGGCUUUGUGAACUGUUACGUUGGAAGGAAGAUCCCUCACCAGAAAACAGGACUCUAUGGGAGAAUCUUUCAAUGAUCCGAAGGUUCCUCAGUCUUCCUCAGCCUGAACGAGAUGCCAUUUAUGAACAAGAAAGCAAUGCAGUUCAUCACCAUGGUGACAGACCUUCCCACAUUAUCCAUGUUCCAGCAGAGCAGAUUCAGAGCCCCUCUCCUACCACCCUUGUGAGAGGAGAGCAUAGAGGCGCUUUCUUACCAGGCCUGCUGACCACUGGACCUUGGUUGGGUGCUGCUCCUCAGCAGCAGCAGCAACAGCAGCAGCAACAGCAGCCAGGUCCCAGACUACCACCAAGGCAACCAACAGUGGCAUCACCAGCUGAAUCUGAGGAUGAAAAUCGUCAGAAACCCCGACCACGAACAAAGAUUUCUGUUGAAGCCCUGGGAAUCCUACAGAGCUUCAUACAAGAUGUAGGCCUAUAUCCAGACGAAGAAGCAAUCCAGACUCUCUCGGCUCAGCUUGACCUACCCAAGUACACCAUCAUCAAGUUCUUUCAGAACCAGCGAUAUUAUCUCAAGCACCAUGGGAAGCUGAAGGACAAUUCCGGGUUGGAGGUGGAUGUUGCAGAAUACAAGGAGGAAGAGUUGCUUAAGGAUUUAGAAGAUAGCAUCCAAGACAAAAAUGCAAACACACUUUUUUCAGUGAAAUUAGAAGAAGAAUUAUCAGUAGAAGGGAACACAGAGAUUAAUGCUGAAUUGAAAGACUGAUCUAAAAAGUAUUAUUUUCAUUCAACAGUGCCACUGGUAUUUAAUAAUGAAACGAAAAUUCCAUCUUGCAUUGUGUCAGAAACCUCUCUUAUUCAUUGUUUGGUCAAUGAAUCUUCCAAAACUUGCACAAAAGUUGGGGGGAAAAAAAAGAAUAAUGCAGACUGCACUAGAUGUUUUACUCUGUUUUACAAACUGCUUUGCAGCUACAGAUGAAGCGUUGAGGAUUGUUUGAUAUUAAUUUGUGUUCACUGGCUACACUGUGGUGUACCCAAUAAGCAUGAUACCAGUGAUUUUGAUUCCGGAGCCUUCAGACAAGCAUUACAACUUUUGUGAUUUGAUUUUUUUUUAAUUAUUACUGUAACACUCCACACUUGGUCUUUGGAAACUCACGUUUAUUUAAAAAAAAGAAAAGAGUUUGUUACUCUUAAUCUAUUGUAUGUUACAAAAGAACUAUAGACUGUGGAAUGCAGUUUAAAGAUAACAUAUGCCAACAAAUGCCUUGUAUUAUAUGGCACUGCCGUAAUUCAGAUUUGUUUUUGUUUUGGAAAUAAAGGUCACUGUAUUUUUUUUCUAUUCUCAUUGUUAUAUGAUUUUAAAAAAAUGAAAAAAUGUGAAACACAAUUUAGUCCUCAUUAUUUAUUUGUAGAUCCUGCAGCGUCAUGUUGUAAUUAAUUUUUUGGGAAGUUUCCGUUAAAUGUAAUAUUGCUUCUCUUGUUAUCAUACUGAUUUUUUUUCUAUUUAUAAAUGUAUUUUGAUGGGCAGUAAAACAAAGUGUCUUAAAAGUUUUAAAUAGAGAAAAUGUGCUUUACACAGUUGCCUAUAAAAAGUGCUCUAUGUUAUUCAAGCAAUUCAUACUAUAAGCUUCACUCUUAUUGUUGUAUGCAAUUUUUACUAUCAUGCAAAUAAGCUUAGGUAAAUAAAACUAAUAGAUCACCUUAGAAACUUAUGCAAUUAAUGUGAAAAUAAUUGAUGUUUGCAAUGUGUCUUCCUUUGGUUUACAAUCAAUUUUAAAGCUAUAGCUGUAUAAAUUUUCUGUAUAAAGGUGUAUUUCUUUUUUAUGAGUUUAUUGCUAUGAAAACACCAGUUAUUUUGUUACAGCUGGCUGUUUUUAUAAGUGUAUCACAAUUUUCUUCAUGCAGAAAUGUUCUGACUAGGAGUGGUUAUUGACUGUAACUACACAAUUAAAAUUGUUUGUAUGGUAUGAUA
Dermochelys coriacea (leatherback sea turtle) is the source of this 6199-nucleotide messenger RNA. It is a transcript of the gene SATB1, whose product is annotated as SATB homeobox 1. Gene Ontology annotation, molecular function: DNA-binding transcription factor activity, RNA polymerase II-specific; RNA polymerase II cis-regulatory region sequence-specific DNA binding. The coding region runs from base 2300 to 4993 and encodes 897 amino acids. NCBI's taxonomy places the organism in Eukaryota, Metazoa, Chordata, Testudines, Dermochelyidae. The transcript has 18 exons. Gene Ontology annotation, biological process: regulation of transcription by RNA polymerase II; chromatin remodeling. The record is from RefSeq and is a predicted model, not a curated record.